Exaiptasia diaphana is the source of this 654-nucleotide messenger RNA. RefSeq lists its product as uncharacterized. The transcript is spliced from 2 exons. The coding region runs from base 79 to 654 and encodes 191 amino acids. Lineage: Eukaryota; Metazoa; Cnidaria; Anthozoa; Actiniaria; Aiptasiidae. The record is from RefSeq and is a predicted model, not a curated record.
GCGCUCAUUAAGCUGGAUAAACUGAUUAAUCAUGAUAAGAAGCCUAAGAACACUAUCAAUAAAGAUUGGGUAAUUAACAUGUCAAAAAGGAGCCUCAGUGAAAGCGAAUUGUCGGWAUUAGCGAAAGGUUUGAACUACGCUCCUGCACCUAGRAAGGUUCCUGUUGAGAAAUUUAUUGUGGAAAUUGAGUCCUCUAUUUAUAAUCUUAAUGCUGAAGCUAGAUCAGAAGUAAGAAACAAAAUUAGCAAUGUCCUUGCGARUGCAAAACCUCCUAAUAACAACUUAACUAAGGAUGAGAAGAUAGCCUUGAAAUCUCUACGCGAAGAUGCUAGCAUCGUUGUGUUGAGAGCAGAUAAAGGAAACUCUACUGUUGUCAUGGAUCGAGAUGAAUAUGACCAAAAAUUGAAGCGCAUGUUAGACGAUAAGAAAACCUAUCAGCGACUACAGAAAGAUCCUGCUAAAUCAAGCGAGUCUGGAUUAAAGGCCCUUUUGCUAAAGAUGAAAGAAAGGUUACCUGACAACACCUACGAAUCACUGUGCGUCACUGAUGGCAUCACGCCGAGACUGUACGGCUUACCUAAGAUUCAUAAGGAUGGAACACCGCUUAGGCCUAUCCAGCUUUUGAAGGAACUAGAUGACAAAUCUACACGGUAA